UCCGAAUCUCUUUCACCUACCACUGGCUCUGUCGGCAACAAUCAAAUGAUAAUCAACCUCUGUAUCACCUCAUUCUGAACCCUGUUACCUUCUUGACUUGUAUUUAUUUUACGUGAUUUGGCUUUUUACCAUAUCUGAUUUGAGGCUGGUCCUGGCUUUUAUAUGUCACUAGUCCAGUGACACCCUUCUUUCUCCUUUCUUUCAUCCUGCUCUUCACGCGCAACACACAUUAAUCACACAUCACCAUGUCAUCAAGCCCAGAUCUCAAAGCUACAACGCCAACCGAGCCCGGAGUCGACGCCGCCGACCAGGAACAAGCCCUAGACGAAGCCGCCCAGCCCCCGACUCCCGAUGCGGGCGACGAUGAGAAGACUGGCGCUGCCGAAGCCGCAGACGAGCUAAACGAGCACGACCUCGUCGGGUCAGACGACGAAUCAAUCCUCUCAGAAGUCGACGAGGCGCAGUUUGAAGACUUUGACCCAGAGAAUGUCGAGAUCGAAGACCGCCCGCAGCUUGAUAUCGAUGAGGAGAAUCUGAAGCUCAUUGGGCGGCAUAAGCGGAAGAGGACGGGGGAUGAGGAGGGCUCAUCUAGGCGUAAGAAGGAGGGGCGCAGGAAGAAGAGCAGGCGGCAGAGGGAGGAGGAGGAGGGCAGUGAAGGCGAGGGUGGUGCGGCGAGAAGGAGGAAGAGCACAAAGAGGGUUGAGGUUGAGGAAGAUGAUGAAACUUUGGAUCCUGCUACGCGUCGACGAAGGGCGCUUGAUCGGGCUAUGGACGAGGCGCUGAAGAAGCCGACAAAGAGGAGAUUCAGAAAGGCGGAUGGAAUUGACUUGGAACAAAUGGCAGAUGCGGAGAUUGAGGAGAUGCGCAAGCGCAUGACCCACGCCGCGCAGAUGGAUGCGAUCAACAGACGCGAAGGCAAACCUGCUAUGCACAAGCUCAAGAUGCUUCCCGAGGUGGUGUCGCUGCUCAACCGCAACCAGUACGUCAGUAGUCUGGUUGAUCCCGAAAUCAACCUGCUCGAGGCCGUCAAGUUCUUCCUUGAGCCCCUCGACGACGGAUCCCUUCCAGCGUACAACAUCCAACGCGAUCUAAUGACGGCUCUGGGAAAACUGCCAAUCAACAAGGAGACAUUGAUUGCCAGUGGUAUCGGCAAGGUUGUGGUGUUCUACACGCGGAGCAAGCGUCCAGAGCCAGGCAUCAAGCGCAUGGCCGAGCGGCUGCUUGCUGAGUGGACGCGGCCUAUCCUACAGCGCAGCGACGACUACUCGAAGCGUGUGUACCAAGAAGCCGCAUUCGAUCCUACGUAUGUUCCCCGCUGCGUGACAAGCUGUACCAUACUGACUGUUAUAGCAAAAUCGCUGCGCGCACUCAAUCCAUCCAUGCCUCAGCUGCUGAAACCCGCGCACGUGAACUUCUUCCCCCGCGUCUUGCAAACCGUGCGCGGGCUGAAAUUUCACAUACCAGCUACACUGUCGUUCCGCGACCCACAAUGGUACAAGAAAGCAAGUUUGCGCGACCUCUGGGAGCAAGUGGUGAAGACCGAUUCAGGAGAAUGCGGGCGCGACAGAUUGCGGCGUCGAAGGGCACGCGACGGUAGUUUCACUUCUUAUUCAGCUUUGUAACCCCUCGGACCUUACCCCGGAGACCUCAGUUAUUUUUGUAUUUGCCACGGAACGGGCGCUCGGGCAGGAAAUAUUUGACCAAUGGACAUGAAGAUAGUAAUUAAGCAAAAGCUCGAUGAGUCGAGAUGAUUAAUCCCGGGUGGUUGAGUAGGCUUUAGUCGUCGGUAGUCCGGCAAGCAGAAUGCGGCGUUUGAUCGGGGUCGUACGAGCAUGACAAACCCCGAGAUAUGGCCGGCAGAUCCCGUAAUGCUGAGCAGACGCUACGCAGACGUCACCGGGCUUUGCUCUAUCCGAAUUCUCCCUUUCUCGUCAUCUGCGCAUCAGAAUUUCUCCUCGGAUUUUUUUCCCUUAUAAAGCCCAAUUGCCCCUCUCCAGGGUUCUGCACAUACAGAUAGAAUACAACGUACCUACACCUACUCUGCCUUGUGUAUCUCACCUAUCACACACUUCACACAUCACGCCAUGAAGCUCUUAACCAGAGAAGAAGAAGAAGCCCACUACCGGUACGCCACCUAACCCAAUCUGAAAGCUCCGGAUUCUCAAGAACAAAGCUAACUCAAGCUCAGUGAGGUCGUCAAGGGCGGCACC
Messenger RNA from Aspergillus calidoustus, 2210 nucleotides. The record is from the annotation of a GenBank genome assembly. Lineage: Eukaryota; Fungi; Ascomycota; Eurotiomycetes; Eurotiales; Aspergillaceae.